AUGACUGAGUUUGAUGACGAGCCAAUAACUUUGUCGGCACACGCCUUAGCUGCCUUACAAGAAUUUCAACAGGAGGAAAAACAGCGUAUUGAAAAAUUUGAAUCAUUAUACAAAGCCUCGGAAAAUAAAUUCGAUGAACAGCAAGCAAAACCGGUUGAGGUGAAAAUUGAUGAUUUCAAAGAGGACUGGCAGUUAUCGCAGUUUUGGUAUGCGGACGAUACUGCGAGGACGCUAGGCAAGGCUUUAUUAGAGGGAGCUGAUGAAGAUACUGUAAUUGUUGUUGCUUCUGCUCCAUCUGUAUAUGCUGCAAUAAAACAAUUUCCCAAAGACGAAAUACCCACAAAGCAUAUUUAUUUGUUGGAGUAUGAUUCUAGAUUCAAAGUUUUGGCAGGAAGUGACCGUUUUUUCCUGUACGACUACAACAAGCCCAAUGAUAUUCCAGAUCUUUUGAGACACAAAUGUCAUCGACUUCUCAUUGAUCCACCAUUUUUAGAAGCCAAUUGUCAAACAAAAAGUGCACAAGCAGCAAAAAAUUUGUUAGUAAAGGAAAACGAACGACUGGGGAGAACAGAGUCUGGAGAUAUAAAGUUCAAGUUGAUUUCCUCAACUGGUGAAAGGAUGCACGACGUUGUCACCAACCAUUACCCUGGCACCAAAAUCACCAACUUUUACCCAGAGCACAAGAAUGGGUUGAGCAAUGAAUUCAGGUGUUAUGCCACUUUCGAAUGCAGUCACUGGAAAUUUACGAAUGAAGAUUAA
Molecule: messenger RNA, 759 nt
Organism: Lodderomyces parapsilosis
Lineage: Eukaryota; Fungi; Ascomycota; Pichiomycetes; Serinales; Debaryomycetaceae
Product: protein-lysine N-methyltransferase
Exons: 1
Coding region: 1-759 (252 amino acids)
Molecular function (GO): protein-lysine N-methyltransferase activity
Source: RefSeq, a predicted model, not a curated record